This is a messenger RNA of Sorghum bicolor (sorghum), 1028 nucleotides long. RefSeq names its product 60S ribosomal protein L11. Gene Ontology annotation, biological process: translation. Gene Ontology annotation, molecular function: RNA binding; structural constituent of ribosome. The record is from RefSeq and is a predicted model, not a curated record. NCBI's taxonomy places the organism in Eukaryota, Viridiplantae, Streptophyta, Magnoliopsida, Poales, Poaceae. The coding region runs from base 158 to 706 and encodes 182 amino acids. The transcript has 4 exons. Gene Ontology annotation, cellular component: cytosolic large ribosomal subunit; ribosome.
CUAUCCCAGCUCCCACCACCACCCCACCUAGGGUUUCUCCCUUUUAACCUCGCGCCGCCACCCCCUUCGUCUCUCGACGCCCAUCUCCUCCUCAAGCCGCCGCCGCCGCCGCCGAAGGAGAAGGAGGAGAAGAGGAUCCGGCCGUCUCAUCGCCCCAAUGGCGUCCGAGAAGAAGCAGUCGAACCCGAUGCGGGAGAUCAAGGUGCAGAAGCUCGUCCUCAACAUCUCCGUAGGGGAGAGCGGCGACCGCCUCACCCGCGCCGCCAAGGUGCUCGAGCAGCUCAGCGGCCAGACCCCUGUCUUCUCCAAGGCGAGGUACACGGUGCGGUCGUUCGGCAUCCGGCGUAACGAGAAGAUCGCCUGCUACGUCACUGUCAGGGGCGAGAAGGCUAUGCAGCUGCUUGAGAGCGGCCUCAAGGUCAAGGAGUACGAGCUGCUCAGGAGGAACUUCAGCGACACCGGGUGCUUCGGAUUCGGCAUCCAGGAGCACAUCGACCUUGGUAUCAAGUAUGAUCCAUCAACAGGCAUCUAUGGAAUGGACUUCUAUGUCGUGCUCGAGCGUGCUGGCUACCGAGUUGCACGCCGCAGGAGGUGCAAGGCCCGUGUUGGGAUCCAGCACAGGGUGACCAAGGAGGACUCGAUGAAGUGGUUCCAGGUCAAGUACGAAGGUGUCAUCCUCAACAAGGCUCAGGCCAACACGGUGUAAACCUUAGUUUGUCUAAGCUCCAUGCAGACGCAAGAUGUUUUAGUCUACUAUAGCAGAGCUAUAAACUGCCGAAUGAAUUAUUUCAGUGCCCGUAUCAUACUCUGUGCUGUUGCUUAAAAACAUGCUAGUCUGAUCUCCUAGCGCAGCUUGUGAUCUGGCUCUUCUUUGGUUACAUUGCUUUAUCUGCCGCCUGCGUUUUGUGUUUUUGUUGACGAAUUACUGUCACCUGGUCUGGAAAAUUGAAGCGGACUAAGGGAAGGUUUCUAUUGUUUGUAAUGGGUAUCAGCAAGCAUUUGUGUACUGUGGUCUGGUUUAGAUCAAA